Molecule: messenger RNA, 8587 nt
Organism: Rhinolophus ferrumequinum (greater horseshoe bat)
Lineage: Eukaryota; Metazoa; Chordata; Mammalia; Chiroptera; Rhinolophidae
Gene: SPHKAP
Product: SPHK1 interactor, AKAP domain containing
Exons: 14
Coding region: 106-5322 (1738 amino acids)
Cellular component (GO): cytoplasm
Molecular function (GO): protein kinase A binding
Source: RefSeq, a predicted model, not a curated record
CCUUUGGCCACGCGCGUCGGUCCCCGCACUCUGGGAGCUGGGUCCUGGCAUCACGGACUUGCCCGCUCUUUCCGCCUCUCUUCUCUGUGCGCCCAUCGACAAUGGAUGGCAACUCCCUGCUCUCGGUACCAAGCCAUGUGGGUAGUUGAACCAAACUCACCUACCUGCCUCUCUGCUGCCUUGCCCGCCAGGAGACACUCCCAGGAAUCCAGCAACCCGGAGUCACCACUGAUGUGUGAGGUUUCGGCCCCGCAGCAGGGCGUCGCCAGCGGCAGCUCGGGAAGCGGCCUGGGGAGCUCCAUCACCGCGUGUAAGAAGGUUCUUCGCAGCAAUAGCCUGCUCGAGUCUACAGACUACUGGUUGCAGAAUCAGAGGACACCCUGCCAGAUUGGUUUUCUGGAAGACAAGUGUGAAAACACAACUUGCGCUUCUGUCUGCUUUGUGAACCUGGAUGUGAACAAGGAUGAGAGCAGUACAGAGCACCUGCAGCAGAAAUUGGUCAACGUAUCACCAGAUCUCCCAAAACUUAUCAACUCCAUGAAUGUUCAACAGCCAAAAGAAAAUGAAAUUGUCCUCCUAAGUGGGUUAACAUCUGGAAAUCUCCAGACAGAUUUUGAAGUUUCACAGUGUCCUUGGCUACCAGAUAUCUGCUUGGUCCAAUGUGCCAGAGGGAACAGACCAAACAGUACUAAUUGCAUCAUCUUUGAAAUUAACAAAUUCUUGAUUGGUCUGGAACUGGUGCAGGAGCGGCAGCUCCACCUGGAUACAAACGUUUUGAAAGUGGAGGAUGACACAAACUGUUCCCUGUCUUCAAUCGAGGAAGACUUUCUCACUGCGUCUGAGCACUUGGAGGAGGAAAGCGAGGUGGAAGAAUAUAGGAACGGCCGUGAAAAUAUAAAUGUCUCAGCCAGUGUUAUGGAAAGUAAAAAGCCAAAGGAAACCACCCAAGAGGAAUGGAAUUACAAUAAGGAAAAGUCACUUAAUACUUUGGAAGACAAGUACAUGAGCAAGUAUCAUACAUCGUUGAUUAAAACAGAAGGAUCUCUGGAGAAAAGAGCAGAAGAUACAAUCUUUCAGAGUCUAGAUCCAUCAGUCAACCCAUCAGAGUGGAAAGGUGGAGCUGUGGGAAAUGACAGAUCAGCCACAAAUUAUUAUUAUUCAGAAAAAUGUAAAGGUCAAGUGGAAAAAUUGCAGGCAGUAUAUAUUCCAGGCAAUGCUUAUUUCUCCAGGAUGGUUAAGAAAGAUGGACCUCCUGCCUGUGGUACUGUCACUGAGCAUGGCAACAGCUUAGACCAAGGAGACACUGGAGAUGGAACAAACUCUCUUCUUCCCAUACAAGAUGGAAAAGCCACAACUGGAGAGUAUGCUACAAAUUUAGCAGAGUCCGUGCUACAAGAUGCAUUUAUUAGAUUAUCUCAGUCUCAGCCUACACUUCCCCAGGAUUCUGUGGUCAGUGUCUCUGUAGGAAGUGCUCUGCUCUCCAGUGGCUGUUCCACGAAAGAUAUCGUGGUCCCUCGGUCAUGGAAUGAGCUCCCCAAAAUUGUCAUUGUUCAGAGUCCAGAUGGCAGUGAUGCUGCCCCUGAGCCAGGCAUCUCUUCAUGGCCUGAGAUGGAACUCGCUGUUGAAACCUCAGGUAUCCCCUCUGGAGAAACCUCUAGUAGACAGCCCCAGAGUGCUCUAGAAGUAGCAUUAGCUUGUGCAGCCACUGUGAUUGGAACUAUUUCCAGUCCAAAGGCCACAGAAAGACUCAAGAUGGAGCAAGAAGCCCUGGUUUCAAACCAUCCACUAGGAGGCAAUGAGCCACUGCAAACUCAAGCAUCCCAAGUACUCAAGGAAACUUCCCUUAGUGAAUACUCAUUUUCAUCUGCUUUGUGUGGCAUGACUCAAGUGGCGAGUGCCGUGGCUGUCUGUGGCCUGGGUGAAACAGGAGAGGUGAAGUACCCAGCGGCUUCAGGUCGCCUCUUGUCUGCAGCUGAGUCUUGUGCAGCAAUCCCCCCACUUUGUAAUUUAGUGACAAGCAGGGGCACGGAGCUGGGAAAUGAAGCCAUCGCAGAGGCGUUGCUCAAGGAGGCCUCUCUCGUUCUAACAAAGCCUAAAACCUACAGCAGCUUCGGAGACCUCAUGGAAUCAAUGAGCAGGAGAAUCAUGGAAACUGUUUCAAAGCCUCAGGCCUUGUGCUCAGAAAACGUCCUCGGAAAUGAACUGGCCCUGGCCUUGUCCAAUGUUAUCCUGAAACAUGCCAUUGAUGAAGUUCACCAAAAAAAUAAAAUCAUCGACCCCAACAAUGGCAGGCAUUCAUCUGAAGCUCUGGACACCUUGAUGGAAAGUACAAAUCAACUGCUCUUCAAUGUGAUAUGCUUCACAUUCAAGAAGAUGAGCCAUCUUGUACAGUUGGGUGAAUGUCCCACCAUCCUUUCUAAGGAGACCAUUGGAUGGAGAGAAACAGACCUAGGCUGCCAGCCACCUAAUCAAGCUGCUGGUCAGGCAUGGAUGAAAACCACUGAAUACUCCAGCAACCAUCCACUUAGCAAUCCACAUAGCACUAGUCUUGUUAUCAAUGAUGCUAUAGAUAAGGUGCAUCCAAAGCAAGACAGCAAGAGCCCAGCGAAACCAGGCCUCUUCCAGAGCCCAACAAUGCAAUCUGAACUGUCUUGUAGUCCCAGAGUGCCUGGUGCUUCGAUUGCUAAAACAUCCCCUGAGGAAAUAUAUCUGAAAGGAACCAUGGCAAAGGAUACAAAAAACCCUCAUCAGAUGCCCAGUCACAAUGAGAGUGAAGGUAGAGUCCCCUCAGAGGGACAGAGGACACCGACAGUCACCAAGUGCAGCAGCGUUUCCCAGGAUGCAAAGGACAGCUUCAGUCCAAACACUCCGCCUCUAAAAAAUGAAGUUCAAGUUAGUCUGUCUUUGUUAGAGAAUGACGUGCCGCUUCCUGCUCAAUCCAUGCUACAGGCAAAACACACAGAGGCAUACUGCAUUACAGACUUUGCGGAAGAAUUAGCAGAGACCAUUGUCUCCAUGGCAACUGAAAUCGCAGCAAUUUGCCUUGACAACUCAAAUGGAAAACAGCCCUGGUUUUGUGCAUGGAAAAGAGGAAAUGAUUUUCUGGUUACCCCGAACGUAUCCUGCCGAUCCUUGAAGAGGAAGGAGAGCCAGGCCGGUGGUGCCACCGUGAGGAAACACAAGCCACCACGGCUCAGUGAGAUUAAGAGGAAAACGGAUGAGCAUCCGGAGCUUAAAGAGAAGCUGAUGAACAGGGUUGUGGAUGAGUCCAUGAACCUUGAGGACGUCCCAGAUUCUGUCAAUAUUUUUGCAAACGAAGUGGCAGCUAAGAUCAUGAACCUCACAGAGUUUUCCAUGGUGGAUGGCGUCUGGCAAGCCCAGAGCUUGCCCCGGAAUCGGUUACAUAGCGGAGACAGGUGGAACCGGCUGAAGGCCUCCAGCUGUGAAAGCAUCGCUGAGGAGGACUCAAAUGUCAGAGCCUAUGUCAACAGCCUGGGUUUAAUGAGCACCCUAAGUCAGCCAGUUAGCAGAGCCAGCUCCGUCUCCAAGCAGUCGAGCUGUGAGAGCAUCACAGAUGAGUUUUCCAGGUUCAUGGUGAACCAGAUGGAAAAUGAAGGCAGAGGAUUUGAGUUACUGCUGGAUUACUACGCAGGCAAGAAUGCCAGCAGCAUUCUGAAUUCAGCUAUGCAGCAGGCGUGCAGGAAAAAUGACCACCUCAGUGUGAGGCCGAGCUGUCCCUCCAAGCAGUCCAGCACCGAGAGUAUAACGGAGGAGUUCUAUAGGUACAUGCUGAGGGACGUGGAAAGAGAAAGCAAAGACAGCACCUCCUCCAGACGAAGCAGCCAGGAUUGGACAGCCAGCUUACUGUCACCUUCUCUGCGAUCCCCGUUGUGUUACAGACAGUCGUCCAUGCCAGAUAGCAGAUCCCUGGGCGCCAGGCUGACGGUGAAUGCGCCAUUCAAAGCCAACUCCUUAGAUGGCUUUGCGCAAAACAGCCAGCGAGAUUUCCUGAGUGUAGAACCAGUCAGUGGUGCUUCCUCAUCCGGGCUCUGCAAAUCCGACUCUUGCUUGUAUCGAAGAGGUGGAACCGACCAGAUCACAACUAUGUUAAUUCAUGAGACGUGGGCAAACUCAAUCGAGGCUCUCAUGCGGAAGAACAAAAUUAUAGUGGAUGAUGCCCAGGCAGCUGAUGCUGAGCCCGUUUCUGGUGGCUCUCCCGUGCACGUGGAGAAAAGUGCAAACAGAUUAGUUUCCAGCAGAGUGCCAAGUGGGCCAAUUCUCCUUGUCCAGGAGACUAUUGAUUACCCAAAGAAAGACUCUGUUACCAGAAGCCAACAUCCCCUCGAGUCGGCUCCAAGCAAAGAUGCUCCUCUUACAAAGCACAACAGUUUAGAUUCUAAAAAGGAAACUUCCUUGUGCCGUGAUGGUCUCCCUCCAAACCACACCAGGCGAUCACUUUGUUCAAGGGAAGUGCCUUUAAUUCAGAUUGAAACAGAUCAGAAAGAAGAGUGUGUUGGCGAACCUGAACACAUCGUCUCCAAAUGCGGCCCCCUAGAGGAAGCAGAGCAUUUGAAAGAAGAAAAAGGCCCAGAUGUGGCAAGGGAUGGAGACACUGCCGAGAGUGCCCGCCAAAAUCAUAGUGACAGCCUGGAUGCCAGAGACGUACCAGAGGCUGAAGUCUCAACAGAAGGCAGAGCCACCGAUGAGGUCCCCAACCCUCCCUGCAGCAGUGGGGAGAGCACAGACAGCUGGUCCCAGCUCGCCAAUGAGGACGACAACCUAGAUGAAUCCAGUAGUUUUCUGCAGCUCAGUGAGCGAUCCAUGAGAUGCAACCCAGGCUGGGUUUACAUGAGCAAUGGCAACAGUAGUGCCACUAGCAGUCUUGGCAUUACGGACCUGGACAUUUAUCAGGAAAGCAUGCCAGCUUCUCCCAUGAUUAAUGAAUUAGUAGAAGAAAAGGAGAUUCUUAAAGGACAGUCAGAAAACAUUGAGGAAUUUGUCUCUGGAGUGCCAGUGGGAGCAGCCAGCCGCCAGGGCAGUCUGCUGGUGAUCAACUUUGACCUGGAGCCAGAGUGUCCUGACGCUGAGCUUCGAGCCACUCUGCAGUGGAUAGCUGCCUCUGAACUCGGCAUCCCUACCAUCUACUUUAAGAAAUCUCAGGAAAACAGAAUUGAAAAGUUUCUAGAUGUCGUGCGGCUGGUUCAUCAAAAGUCCUGGAAAGUGGGGGAUAUCUUUCAUGCCGUGGUUCAGUACUGCAAAAUACAUGAGCAGCAGAAAGGCGGGACCCCGAGUCUCUUUGACUGGCUGUUGGAACUGGGAUAAAGCAGCUAUGUCCUGUAGAGUAUUCCUUCCUUUUAUUCCAGCUUAGAUUACAGUGAUUUGCUCUAAACGCUCUAAACUUCCUCAAAACAUUGCAUCACAUUAGCAGAGCUAUAAAAAUAAUCUGCAGCUCAAGUCUAUGGCACAUGGAAUAAAUCUGUGGGAAAGGAAAUUACUGAUCUGUACAAGUCAAUACAACCGGUAGGUGAGUUCAAAAUAGUUUGUAUUAGAAUGGCUGGGAAAACUGAAACUUUAAUGGGCCUCAAACUAGGCCCAAACUCUAGGAAAGCUGCUCUUGCAUAUUUUUAAUAAUAUAAAAUAUGUGAUGUCACCAAUUAUGUGAAUCAAAUGGAAACAAAUUCACUUGUCAAAAUAGUUUUGUAGAUUAUGCUGUAACCUUUAUGUUGCUUUUUUGAGCAGAUUAACGGGCCAUCAGCCCAGGUGAACACUUAAGAUUUGGAUAAGGAAUUUCCAGAACUUUGAUAUAAAAGAUUUCCACUUUCAGGUCAAUAUCAGUGGGUAUUAACAGAAAUGCAAGAGUAUUACCAACGUCCUCUACUGCGGUGAUUUUAUGUAUUGACUGCAACCCACUGAUAAAUAUUCCACAUAUCCCCAACAAUAUCUGGGUUCCUAGCUAAGCGGAAAAGUAUUGGUGUUCAGCUGAGAGAGAGAAAGAUCAAAGACUGCCUUGUUUCCAUCUCUGUAUUACUUGGUUAACAUAAUUACAGAAUUCAUACCCUAAAAGCAAGCUGUCUUUUGAGACAAAAUCCGCUUGUGCAUUAAAUUAUAUAAAAUAUAAACUUUCAUUUUAUUUUUAUUGUAAAUUAUGAAGAGAUUGUUAUCUUAAAUAAUAUAUUGAGCUAGUUUAGAGGUUUAUAGAAUAUGAAGAGAUUUUUGUCUUAAGUCACCAUAUUGACACUUGAGCUCAGUGAUUUCAUUAUAAAUGUGUUGGGACCCAUAUAGCAGACCAGCUACUUGAAGACAUUCAUAAUGACGGAUACAGAAUUUGACAUAACCAGUUAGGAUCAUGGACUCAUCUUGAUUUAAAGAUAUUGGCAUUUAACUUGGUAAAAAGAAAACCUUAUCACAUUUACGUAUUUUUUUUUUUACAUUUUCAUUUUUAAUAAGGGUUCUAAAAAUAACUGAUGAGUGUAGAUCUGUAGACAGUAACAGCAAGCUACGCAGUGUAUCGUGAAAAGUUUGUUGCACCUUCUGGUUCUUUGGAUUCUGAAUUGGGUUUUAAUUUAGUAUUUACAAAAAAAAUUUCUUCGGCUUAAAAUACCAAUUGUAUAGAAGUUUGUGACCAGCUUUCAAUUGUAUAUGAUAGGGAAUUUUUGACAUAUACAACUGAUGCUUUAAAAAGAUACAUACCUGAAAGUACCAGCGCUUUAGAAGGUGUUCAGAAGUGUUGAAUAUGUUAACAAAUUGUAAAAUAGACUGUUAACAGGAUGUAAUAAAAACCAACAGAAAACAGAACGAGCAGUGUGAAGUGACAGCAGAUGGGAGACUCCCCACAUGUUCAGUAAUUUUAAUAACAGAGAUUUAGUCUUUCGAGAAAUGAAAGUAUCUAACUUCUCCCUAAUAAGUCUUCUUUCCUUUCAACUACAUGAGCUGCACUGGCUUUUAUUUUUCUUGAUCAAAGAAAAUCUUCAUUAAAGAUGUCCUGAAACACUAUGCUUUUACACUAUUUUUAAAGAUUGGGAAGUAAUUUUAAAUGUGAACAAGGCCCAACACCAACAAUGCUGGACUAUGUAUCAUCCACAUCUUGAAAUGUCAAGAAAGUUUCCUUGUAAGCCACACUUCCCUCCCCAGCACCCCAGGAAUCCAUCCAGUACUCAUUAGCAUUUAUUAUAGAAAUAAUCCAAAUUUAGGUUAUAUGUGUAAUUUGGUACAUUAAUCAAAUGUCAAACUUUAAAAUGUAUCCAUCAUCUCAAGCUGAAAGCUCUUUGUGCUACUAAAUGGAAAAGGGUUUAUUUAUUUCAUAAACAAUCCCCAAAUAUUGUGUGUAGGCUUUUGUUGUGCUCAAAUGAAUGUUUACUUAUACUACAAAGCACAAACACUGACUCGUAACCAUGUGAUAAAGCUAUGUACGUGGUACUUAAUGUUGCAAUCAAUAAAUUUUUGUUGCCAAAUUGUUAGUCAUUUGUUUUUUCUCCAAGAGCUUUAAGCCCCUCAUGGAAAAAAUAGUCACAGUGUGACUGGAUGAAGAUAGACAUACCCCUUAGACAAGUUUUUCUGUCCCACUUUUGGAUUUUAAUAAACAAAUAUUCUUUGAUUAGCUUUGUUAGGGUCAAUAAUACUCAUGUAAAUUGGCGUUUCCCAAUCUUGGCACUACUGACAUUUGGGGCUGGAUAAUUCUUUGUUGCAGAGGGUUCCCCUGUGCGUGGAACCCUCUGGCUUGUACCCGCUAGAUGCCAGUAACCACUCCCUUCGAGUUAUGACGACCGAAAAUAUCUCCCAACAUUGCCAAACAUCACCCAGGGAGCAAAACUGCCACUGGUUGGGUACAACUGGGUUAAAUAACGCAUUGAGGGGGCAGAGCUCGAGGAUCUGGGAGGCAUAGCCCCUCAGCUGGGGAAUCCCAGCAGGAACCUGAAAACCAGGCAUUCUCCCCCCACCCUCCCAAGACCCAUGGGAGUAGCCUUCACGGUAAGUUAAAGGGACAGGAGAAAAAGUCACAAGACAAACAAGCAGUCUUCAGGCCUGGGGAUAAACCGACCGAGACUCAAGUAAACUAGAGCUACACGUAUCAGACUUAGAGGUAAAUGGAUCAGUGCUCUUUGAAUUCAGGAAAUAAACUAUUCGAAUUUGUGCACAUAAGGCACUUAGACUCCUGGACACUUUAUUCACUAAUGAGAAGGCAGGAAUAUGCUCACAAAAAGAAGAAUUCUCUAGUCAGCCAAAACAUGGGUUCCUUUACGUGCCCAUUUGCGCCAUUUGUGAAGGUUACUCUGGUCUACUGUUUGAAACAACAGGACAAUUAUUUUUAUCCUAGCACUAUUUUUAGUGAGAAAGGCAGUAGGCCACAUCUUAACCUUUUAAGAAACUCACACACAUGUCUAACAAUGCCUCACUUAAUUAGAUCAGUUAUUUCUUUCUUCCUUCAUUUUUGACAUUUUAUGAUCUUCUUUUUACAACUAAGUGCAGGGAUGUACUAGAAAAUGCAGUUACUUACACUCCCCACCGCGUGUGCUCUCCUGCGUUACUAAAUGUUCUGAAACGUUUUGUUUUCUUUUUUAAUAUAACGAAGUACGUGGAUCACUUGGUC